AUGGCCGACAAGCAAGAGCCUGUUUUUACCCCGAAGAGCGGCUAUGAGUCCUUCAUAUAUAUUUACAACAAAACCGCAGUCGAUUUCUCACUUAAUAAAUCCAAGGCUGAGGUCGGUUCUUGGGCCAAAGAAAGUCCCCCAAACCAGAUCAAGGCAGGCACCAUAGGCUUGGCUCAACUGAAUGAUACUGACACAUUGUUAAUAUUUUUUCCAGGCCAUGUCAACGUCUACUUGGCCGGAGCUUCAGCCAGCAAUGCCGUCGAUAUCAUGGAUUCCUCCGUCGAAGAAUUGGCGACAGAAGCCAUCCCUCGAGCCAAGGGUACCGCUCGUAUAGCCUAUGAAAUCGGCUUCCAUGGUCCGGGGGGCCUCAAGAUCCGAGACCCAGUCCAUGAAGACAUGGCCAUUGCCGCCUUCAUCAAAUCCAAGAUGCGAUUUCCGAAGGGAACUGAGUACAAUAAUCUCGACGCUGCUCAGUGGGAGUACAUGCGCGGUCUCCUGUGGAGCGACGACCCGCUUUGCCUGCUGUUUAAAGAUUCUAGAGAGAGCAACAGUGAGCUGGCGCUGGGGGCAGAGUUUCUCGCCGACUUUUUGGCUGGCUCCCCAAGCAGCCUCACACAGAGAAGCCACUUUGGAGACUUGCAGUUUCUCCACGCAAUGGCCCCUCAGGCUAACGAAGAUCCUCAAGAUACCAAGAAAAGCAUGCUUUCUUGGUUAGAGACUAUCUAUAAGCUCUCAAUUGGGGUUCAGGGAGUGACAGAGACCGAUGGUCUUGGAGAUCGGUUUCCAAAUCGCUUCUCCAGCAGCUCUAAUCCAUCUGGAGACGCGAAUUUGAGGCAGAUGUUCCUUGGUAGCACGCCGUCGUACUUCAAGGCAAAUAUCUCCAAGCGGGCGAUUGGUCAUUGUCUUCACAUGGUCCAAGAUUCUUUCGCAGUCGGACACACACUCCGUCGUCUGUCCAAUCCUAGUGACCUAGACGGUAAAGACGGCGAAGGGUAUUUUAGAUUCAAGCCUGGCAAGUUUGCUAGGCUCGGGCCUAUCAUCACUUUCCACACCUACUCUGGCCAAUCCAGCCGCCACGCCCGUUACGAUGAGUCCAAGCAGCUCCGAAGCCCGAGAGACCUCGACUCUUUCAACCACAUCAUCGGCGCCCGAGACGCCAUCGACAAGUCAACCAAGCUGAUCAACUUUUAUGCGCAAAAGACCAAGUGGGAAGAUGGAGUGCGCGAUUUCUUUGCUAAUGAAGUCUUCGAGCUGGACUCUAGUGCCACCUCCAGCAACCCUCAAGUUGAUGAGAGAUUUGGGUCACCAGAUACGAGUAAUCAGUCGACUCUGGAGGCUGAUAGAUUGGCCGAUGAAGAGUAUCAACUUGGUAUGGGGAGGAAAAUGGCAAUGCUGGAGAGUGGCCUGGCAUUUUCUGGGCGUGUUCCCUCCAAGCCACGGUUCAGGUGCCUGAGUCAGCUCUCAUGCCGAUGCACAAGCGCAGUUUUGAUGUUUUUAAAGUUGCUUGUUGGAUUCAUUGUGAUAGCUGGCGCAACAAUCUUGUUCAGGGGGUUCAGGUUGGCUUGA
This is a messenger RNA of Colletotrichum abscissum, 1566 nucleotides long. RefSeq lists its product as uncharacterized. Bases 1 to 1566 code for a protein of 521 amino acids. The record is from RefSeq and is a predicted model, not a curated record. The transcript has 3 exons. Lineage: Eukaryota; Fungi; Ascomycota; Sordariomycetes; Glomerellales; Glomerellaceae.